CGUGACUUAUUCUAUACAAAGUGCUUCCGGUCUGAGCGUCUCUCAGAAAAGCAAAAUGGCGGCUCUCGGACGGCUCUCUCAGGCGCUGCUGCGGUCUUCUCUGACCCAGAGCCGGCGUCAACUCUCUGCUUCUGCUCACAAACACGGCGAGCAGUCAGCCCGGACCUGGAAGAUCCUCACCUUCGUGGUAGCACUGCCUGGUGUGGCAGUGUGCAUGUUGAACAUGUACCUGAAGGAGCAGAGUCACAGCCACGAGCGGCCCGAGUUUGUCCCUUACAGCCACCUUCGCAUUCGCAGCAAGCGUUUCCCCUGGGGUGAUGGCAACAAAACUCUCUUCCACAACCCACAUGUUAACGCCCUUCCCGACGGCUAUGAGGAUCAAGAUGAGUAAACCCUCCAUCCAGACCUCCUAACUGGCACCGGGACCAGUCCUCCUUCAUCAGCAUCUGUUACUGGACCACUCCUCAUUUACAGUUUACGCUCUAUCUUUGUUCCAUUUGUUUACCUCUGUGCUCUCGACACGGGGCACCUGAAACAACUGUUUAUUUGUUCUGGACCAUAAAACAAAAUGUCUGAUAAAAACUGAAUUACCAUUAAUAAAGUAAUUAUUAUUACCUCAA
Messenger RNA from Acanthopagrus latus (yellowfin seabream), 620 nucleotides. Its product is annotated as cytochrome c oxidase subunit 6A, mitochondrial. Gene Ontology annotation, biological process: mitochondrial electron transport, cytochrome c to oxygen. Lineage: Eukaryota; Metazoa; Chordata; Actinopteri; Spariformes; Sparidae. The transcript is spliced from 3 exons. The record is from RefSeq and is a predicted model, not a curated record. The coding region runs from base 56 to 391 and encodes 111 amino acids. Gene Ontology annotation, cellular component: mitochondrial inner membrane. Gene Ontology annotation, molecular function: enzyme regulator activity.